AUGCGGAUCAUCUAUAGUUUUAAAUCGUGGAGGCAGAGUGAACAAGUGCAGCCGUGGAAGUUUUCUACUGUGACGGUUCUGAUUGUGGAUGAAGGAAGUUUGGUGUCUGUACACGUUCUUAGUUUAGUUUUAAAAAUCAUGUGUGAGCACGCUCAGCUUGCCAAACUUAUUAUUCUAGGUGAUACUAGGCAGCUACCGAGCAUAGAGCCCGGAAACAUGUUAGCUGAUAUCUUUGAGGGUCUGAAAUCAAGAGGCUUUUCUGUGGAGCUGCGAACUAAUCACAGAGCUGAAUCGCAACUAAUUGUAGAUAAUGCAUCAAGAAUCUCUCACCGGAUGCUUCCUGAAUUUGAUGAGGUGCUGAAAGUUUCUGAUUGGAAUGAGGAAACGACAAUGCCAAGCCCGGAGAAGAAAUUCAUUCUUAUUGCUUUGCCUGCUGGUGGGGGUUGUGACAAUUUGCAGACUGCUAUAAGGACUUUACUCAAAAGAGGACCAGGACUGCAGGAUGCCAAACAGUCGCAGUUCAUUGCUUUCCGAAGGCAAGAUUGUGAUCUAAUAAAUGAGCUUUGUUGCCAACACUAUUCAAAUCACGUAACCAGAGACCACAAAAACCGUCUUUUAUUCCAAAUUGACGACAAGAUCUCCUGCACGCGGAACACGUAUCUGAAGGAUCUCUUGCCAGACCGUGGUUUGGGAGAGGGUCUGAACUCCCACCAAUGCAGAAGUGGACAAACCUCCCUCACCACCGAGACCGCUGAGGACAAACGACUGUGCAACGGAGAUAUAUUUUUCAUAACAGAUGAUGUGGAAAUUGAUAAACGGCGCUUAUUGACCAUCAGCGGCACAGACGGCUCCACUUUCACUGUGAGGUACAGGGCACUGAAGAAGCUGUGUCAGAUAAAGCACGCGUGGGCCAGAACUAUCCACACGUUUCAGGGGUCUGAGGAAAAAACUGUUGUCUACGUGGUUGGCAACCCCGGCCGUCAGCACUGGCAGCACGUGUACACAGCCGUGACCAGGGGACGCUGCCGUGUCUAUGUCGUAGCCGAAGAGGUGCACCUCAGGAGAGCAGUCACCAACAAGAAGGUGCCCAGAAAAACCCGCUUACAGAGAUUUUUGAGAGAGGCCAUCGCAGAAACGAGCAACUGUCCCACACAGGCUUCCCCUCCCCCGACGAAGAGCUGGCAAAGACAAGAGGCUGAGACUCCCUCCGUUUCCGUAACUCAAGGUGCUCCUGACCUGCCUCAGCCUCUCACUGGCGUCUUUAAACAGGAGAGCUCAGCAGCUCCCAGUAAAGGGCAGACAGGCCAUUUUCAGCAAAGUCCAUCUAAAAGACAACAGAGUCCUGCAGAGAAUUCCGAAGAUCCUCUGAAAGUACCCCCCACAACAGUAGAAGAUUCCCCGCUUGGGUCUUCUAGACUUAAGAGUCUAACUUUGGGACAACCAACUCCUAGGAAGCUUUUCAAAAGCUAACAAACAAUCAACUCUCCCUUGAACCUGUUUCAUUCAAGAUUUUUGGAUGGGAGAAGCUGGCUACGCAGCUGAUAUUCAAAGGUAUUCCUGCAUUUGCAUCUUCUAUGAAGAACAGCUUGUUUUAAAGGGAGCCUUCUAUAUUUUCAGGGAUCUGGUUUUAGUGGGAGAUUUCUUGGUGUGUUGGUCAUCAAAAAUUACAUUGUUCUUUUGUUUUGGUGAAGAAUGAACUUACAGGUCUUAAAAGAUCCAGAUGUUCCCUUAAACCUAUACAUGGGCUUUCUUGAUGUAAAGGUUCUAGCUAUCCAUACUGAGAGGUACCCAUCUCCUAAUGCUACAGCAUCGAUGAGAAGCUGUUACUGAUGUGCCAAAAUUGCAGUUUCCUCGAGUCACAAAACAGCUUACAAAGGGGGCUUCGGAUUUUUCCACUGGGUCAGAGUUACAGGCGUGAAGCUUUGAUGGAUUAUGGAUUUUAAUCUUGUUAUAAAUAGAACAAGAAAGUUGCAAUCAGAGCUGUAGGAAAUUUCUCCUACUUUGUACCUGGAAGGGAUGUAAGGCCUUCCCGUUGCUGCUCUGCAUCAUGGUAAGAAAAGCAAAAUUCAAAUAACAUUCCACUUCCUACCUUUGUGUACUGUGGGAUUUGCCGCAUUCUAAUUUUUGAGAUUAAGAAGAUGAAUGUAUAUUCAAACUUCAGACAAAUUGUACUACAAUUUGGGCAGCUUCUUUGCUUUCAACUUUGUUUUUCCUGUCAUAUGUGUGAAAAAAACCAAAAGUACCACGGAUCCACAAA
Molecule: messenger RNA, 2257 nt
Organism: Calidris pugnax (ruff)
Lineage: Eukaryota; Metazoa; Chordata; Aves; Charadriiformes; Scolopacidae
Product: DNA helicase B-like
Exons: 10
Coding region: 1-1470 (489 amino acids)
Source: RefSeq, a predicted model, not a curated record